UUGCGAAUUAACGUACGCAAUAUUAAGGUGGAAACCAUCGCUCUGCCCGAAAAGCGUACGCCGGGUAACCUCGGAGCUAAAACUGAGUUCAUUACGAAUCUGACCCCUUUAUCGUUGAAACCGAAUAUCCCCUUUUUCAAAUAUGACAUCCGCAUGUAUGUGGUAUACAAAGGGGCAGAUGGACAGGAACGUCUGAAGGAACUCACAAAACAAACGAAGGACGACUUCCCCGAGCAAGAGAGAAAAACUGCUACCGUUUUGGUCUACAAGAAUUUGUUGAAAUGUCACGCGGAUAUGUUCCCGUCAGACGGGGCAUUAUUUUACGAUCGCGCUGCGAUACUAUUUUCUGCACAGAAACAGAUCAAGCUCGAUGGCGAGGAGAAAACCUUCAAUCUGCCUGCGAGUGUUAUUCCUAACGGUGGGACUGACGCAGAAUCAAUCAGAGUAGUGAUCAAGAAAGUCACGGAUGGAUUUCAAGUCACCUCGAAUGAUCUCGCUAAAGCCGUCAAUGUGCGUGAACUAGAGAAGGAUAAAGGGUUGCUUGAAGUUUUGAACAUUGCCAUGUCUCAGAAAGGCUAUCUAGAAACCUCACAGUUCGUGACUUAUGGAUCUGGAGUACAUUACUUAUUCGACCAUCGAGCUUUAGGAUUCAGAGACAAUGAGGUUCCCGAACUUAUGGACGGAAAAUACAUGGGGAUAGGAGUAACCAAGAGCGUGAAAGUGCUUCAGGGCGAGAAGGGCCCCAAUGCCCCUACAGCAUUUGUCGUGACCGAUAUCACAAAGGGAGCGUUUCACAUCGAUGAUCAGAAUUUGCUGGAAAAAAUUUCCUCCAUGUCGAUCUUCAUAGAUCCUAGAUCUGGCCAAUCGCGUUUCACCGUAGAAGCAGCCAUGCAAAUCUACAAUCAGAAGGCAAUCUUGCAGAUAAUUAAGGUGGAGCUCCUGACUGUUGCCCCAUCCCAAAGGGUCACAUUGCAGCAGCAGACCCCGGACCAGGUUGCUACAAUGAUCAAGGCAUGUGCAACAUUGCCGCAGAAUCGUCUCAGUCAGACUAAGAUUCUGAAGGAUGCAUUGAACAUCAAAAAUGGCAAUCCUUAUCUGAAAGCUGCUGGAAUUGACAUUGCCAACGGAUUCACAAAGGUGCGGUGUUAA
Cylicostephanus goldi is the source of this 1149-nucleotide messenger RNA. The record is from the annotation of a GenBank genome assembly. NCBI's taxonomy places the organism in Eukaryota, Metazoa, Nematoda, Chromadorea, Rhabditida, Strongylidae.